Messenger RNA from Rasamsonia emersonii CBS 393.64, 879 nucleotides. RefSeq lists its product as uncharacterized. The record is from RefSeq and is a predicted model, not a curated record. Bases 1 to 879 code for a protein of 292 amino acids. The transcript is spliced from 4 exons. Lineage: Eukaryota; Fungi; Ascomycota; Eurotiomycetes; Eurotiales; Trichocomaceae.
AUGAACGUGUUCAGGGCGGCAACCCGAGCUCUCCGCGACGAUGUGCUGGCGCGUGCAGAUGUGGUGGUGACGACGCUAUUUUCGACAAGUGAGACCAGUCUGCGAUGCAACCCCCAGCCGAUCCUGAUUGCUGUCGACGAGGCCGCAAAGAUCGCCGAGCCAGAACUCUGGCCGGUUCUCGCAUUCUAUCAUCCCAGAGCGUGGCUCUUGCUGCGCGUAUCGCUCUUUGCCCGGUUGAUUGAGACCGGUCUCAUGGACGUCUCCCUGACAAUGCAACACCGCAUGUGUGCAACCAUAUCCCGCCAGGUCAACGGCGUGUUCUACGAAGAUCGUCUGGAAGAUGCGCCGGCGAAACGGUCCAUCGCAUCCGCGCAGUCCGCAUCAUCCUCAUAUGUCAUUUCCGGCCGUAUCUUUUACUCGUACACUGACAUCAAACCUGAUCCGACCUGUAGAAAGAACACUACGGCUCUAUGGAGCAAUAUAUCAAUGCCUUUCGACAAGCCGUUUUCCACGUCCAGUCAAGCUCAUCAUGUCUUUUGGUCUCCGGAUAUGAAGUGCUACGUAACUGGGAUAACUGCAGACGGCACCCUCAUUUUCUCUGCUAUCUUCUAUCUCAGAGCCUAUGGCUCAUUCGGCGCAGAGCAGAGUACAGAGGCCCGUGAAGCUCCUGCUGCCACUGCAAGGGAGAUGUAUGCAAAAUUUAAUGAUGACCAGCGCCGUGUCUUUGAAAAUUACGAUCACCUUAAUGAGAAGCCGGAAUUUACACAUUUUUAUUUGCAGGGCCCUGGCAGCACCGGCAAGACCUUUCUCUACGGAGCCCUCUAUGCCGAUGUCCGUAGAAAUGGUCGAACAGUUUACAGCAGGAUGUUAUCGAUGUGA